CGUCGUGGGCUGGACCUGGCACUUCGGAGACUCAGGUGACGGCGGAGUCGAGCAAAGUUGCUUAAAGGACGCUCGGACCGGGUAGAGUGGCCUUUUUGUUGAUGUAGCGACACCCACAACAGAAGCGCGAGGUACACUCUACUAACCACGUGCAGAUCCCUAUCAACACCACAAACACCAUACAUGCACCUCUGACCAUGGAUCAUCCGCCGCGACUGUCAACGGCGUCAACCCCAGGACCGGCCGAGAACGCAUCAGAGUCCAAAUCAGGAACACGUACGGAGUUGUACGGCUACGGCUUUGGACCGAACGCGCCUUCAAGGUACCUCCCGUUUCCUGCGACCGCGAACAUUACCGCCGUCGAGCUCCUCGCAUUCCUUCCGAACAGCAUACACUGCGUUGACGUGGUGUAUCGCCUAGUCACGAACGGCGCAACCCCGACUCAGGUUUGGGCCACCGUGAACACACAUCGAAAGCUUGCCAAGGAGUGGACUCAGGGCGCCUGCCGGCAGAGCAUCUACAAGACGAUGGAUCAAGGCGGGUACAAGGAUUGGCGACUCCAGACGCAUGAUACCUUCCACGAAAAGAAAAAGUCGACCUGGGAUGAUGCCAACCUCUACGUUGCAGGGUUCUCGCCACCAGAUGAUGGAAAAUCCAAGAUCACUCCGACAGACAUACCCUUCAAGAACCUAGCCAUAGACCUGAGCUGCAUGCCGCAGGGCCACGAUGCGCUGGAUCUGACUCGCAUGGUAGAGUACUGUGUGCAGAAUCCACAUGAGCCGUGGUUCUAUCCUCGCGACUACAAUAAAGUAUUGCAGCUUGUGGGCGGCGCAGCUACUGUUCGAAAAGAACAUAGCGAUGGCGAUGCUUCCAAACGAUGGGCUGGUGUAAAGCCUCCUCUUUCUCAAGGUGCACCAGCCAGCGCUCCUCUCGUGCAAACUCAGAAAAAGAAAGAUGCUAAGAGAAAGAAGAAGAGUGUCAUGGAAGAAGAUUUGCCAGUACCUAGGAGACAGAAGGAAACAGUCGCUCAACCAAAGGGCACGACACCAGAGUCAGAAACAGAGAAUGAGAUGCACGAGCUGAGAGGAAAGCCGAGAAAGUCUGUAUGGUUUGACGAGGAGCCAGUCGUUGAGAAAUUUGUUGAAGAGGAAGAAGAGGAGGACGAGGAGGACGACAUCAUGGUCAGCGCCAGCAGAGACCUUGAAAGAACAAGUUAUGCCGCGCCUCCGGAAGAUUCAGUCGUGCCAUGGGAGACAGCACUUGCAGACUCACAAGAUGAGGACGCGAUGAAUAUGGCGUUCUUCUUCGAACGUCAGGUAGGAGAGACUGAUCCAUACAGCCCAUACGCUUUCAGUGGUCCCCGUCAUAAGCCGCCUUACCGACCGCUGUACCGCAUCGACCUCCCAGACUCAUCAGAUGCAAGCGGUUGGGCAGAGAACCUGAGGUGGGCAUUCGAACAGAACACGCUCUACCGAUACCCUUACCGCCCUGACGCUUGGAACGAGAGCCCGGAGCACAUGGAGCUCAUCGUGCAGAUUCGGAUAGACCGGUACUGGAUGUCGGAUGAGUACGCGGCAAUGAUUGACAAUUAGCUCGGCAGGGCGACGAUUGCCUAGUAGUUGGGGGUUUAUUGGAUUCUGGGGUUUGGGAGUUCUGGUCGUUCGCUGAUGGAUGGUAAUAAUCGUGUCAUGUCACAGUACCCUCAUCCUGCUAAAAGGCAGCAGCGAACGCAGGCGAGAGAGUAGCGCCAUUGAACCGUAGCUGAUGAGUAAGGAGAUCCGAAAUGUCACAUGUAUAGUAAUGGCAAUGGCCGUUCGAUGGAUUCACUGUCAAUAAUGCUGUGAG
Molecule: messenger RNA, 1845 nt
Organism: Alternaria rosae
Lineage: Eukaryota; Fungi; Ascomycota; Dothideomycetes; Pleosporales; Pleosporaceae
Exons: 2
Coding region: 198-1592 (464 amino acids)
Source: RefSeq, a predicted model, not a curated record